AUGCGAGAUAUCUGUGCGAGUCAGCAGAACUUACGUCGGAAAUCCGAUCUAGAUCCACAUCCUGCCGCGGAGGCCGCCUGGGUGCCCCAGCCGGUUGAAGAGGGACGUAGGGUUCUGGAGUGCCCCUCUGGGCGCCCCGACCGCGUCCGCUGCCAAUGGGGC
Molecule: messenger RNA, 162 nt
Organism: Dibothriocephalus latus
Lineage: Eukaryota; Metazoa; Platyhelminthes; Cestoda; Diphyllobothriidea; Diphyllobothriidae
Source: the annotation of a GenBank genome assembly